Molecule: messenger RNA, 942 nt
Organism: Vigna radiata var. radiata (mung bean)
Lineage: Eukaryota; Viridiplantae; Streptophyta; Magnoliopsida; Fabales; Fabaceae
Product: gamma-interferon-inducible lysosomal thiol reductase-like
Exons: 5
Coding region: 74-841 (255 amino acids)
Molecular function (GO): oxidoreductase activity, acting on a sulfur group of donors, disulfide as acceptor
Source: RefSeq, a predicted model, not a curated record
CCUUCUUGGAUUCACAGACAAUUUAUUCAAUUUGGAUCCUGGUUUCCCCUCGAACCCAAAUUCAGUUUCAGCCAUGGUUUCUUCUUCCACCACCUUCUUUCUUUCUCUGCUCCUCUGUGUUUCUUUCUUCGCCUUCUUCUCGCAAUCUGAAUCCAAAUCUCACCUUCCCAAAGUCUCCAUAGAAUUGUACUAUGAAAGUUUGUGCCCAGACAGCGUCGACUUUAUCGUCAAUCACCUUCCUAAAAUCUUCUCCACUGACCUCAUCCCCAUCGUUGACCUCAAAUUCGUUCCUUGGGGCAAUGCAANCCUUCAACCCAACCACACCUUCAUCUGCCAGCAUGGACCAAAUGAGUGCUUCCUGAAUACAGUUGAAGCCUGUGCAAUUGAUAUUUGGCCUGAACUGGGCAAGCAUUUUCAGUUCAUCUACUGUGUUGAGGAUUUUGUGCAUCAGCGAAGGGUCAACGAGUGGGAAUCUUGCUAUGAGAAGCUGCAUCUGGAUUCCGAACCUAUUAAGCAGUGUUAUAAUAGUGAACAUGGAAAACAGCUGGAGCUACAAUAUGCAGCUGAAACAGAUGCUUUGCAGCCUCCUCACAAGUAUGUUCCAUGGGUAGUUGUGGAUGGAGAACCGCUCUAUGAGGAUUAUGAAAACUUCUUAAGCUAUAUCUGUAAGGCUUAUAAAGGCACUGAUACACCCAAAAGUUGCACCAAAGUAUCAUACCUUACAGAACUGAAAGCAAAGAACGAACAUUCAGUUUGCGACAAGGAAAGAGAAGAGCCUAUUAACUUGGCGAAAAGUGAGUUCAACCAUGUCUUCAUGGUUGCACAAGAUGAACCUUGGUGAUACAAUUUAGAUGUGACAAUGCUUAAUGUAAAAGCAGUUUGUUCGUGUUACGUUCUGUUGACUGACACCUCAGAAAUUGCAAAUUAGACUUCCAAACAAAA